Molecule: messenger RNA, 2574 nt
Organism: Megachile rotundata (alfalfa leafcutting bee)
Lineage: Eukaryota; Metazoa; Arthropoda; Insecta; Hymenoptera; Megachilidae
Molecular function (GO): zinc ion binding; nucleic acid binding
Source: RefSeq, a predicted model, not a curated record
UCUUGCGAUACCAGCGCCACACUAGGAACUAUGUGUGCCCAACACGAAUAAACUGUUAAAUGAAUGUUUCUUUUUACAAUAAAAAUGAACACACUAAUGAACUCUUAAAUACUUUAUGAACAAGAAUAAUAGAACUUUAUUUAAUUAUAACUCAAGAUUAUUAUUAUAAACGUCGAUGACGCGUACCACAGCAAAACGCCUCUUAAUCGUGACCGUACGACAUAUUUGCAAAUCCGAAAUUCAUUUGUUCUUUGCAAACGAUCUUGCGUCCGAUCUUGCAGCGCUGCACACACACACACACACACACAUACUCUCGCGUAGUACACAAAAUUACAUAUAUAUCAAUAUAAACUAUUAAACAAACAAUAUUAAGCGAGUAAUUAAUUAGUUGAUUAUAUGUUCGUUUAUUAUCGGUACAGCUAAUUAUGCGUGGACAAGAAGGAUGGGAUAAAAUAUCCAUAGAAGAAACUAAAAAGUUAGUAAAUUCGAUGUAUAAUUGUUUGCGAAAUGUGACAAAAAAUAAAAAUGGUAACUCCAUUUAUGGUUUUCCACCUAAAUCGGCAGUAGAAAGAAUUGAUCAACAAUAGGUAUGCAGAUUAUAGUAUAGAUGCUGGAGAUGUGGUGGAACGACGCAUACGGCCUUGGACUGUAGAAGAGACAUGGAGCGCAUACCUGAAAGAGAGGAAACUCAGAUUAAAAACAAGAAAGGACGAUCAACCAGGGGAAGUUUGGAAACUGAGUCGAUAGUGGAAACAGGGGAUAGAGAGAGAGCGAGCAAGGAAGUCAUGGCAAAGCGGAGAUUACGACGAAAAAGAAGGAGGAAGCAAACGGGUUGCUGAAAAGGUACGGAAAAGGUGAAGGAAAUGUCAAGGCGUUUUUACCGAGAAGGAUGGCGUUUAGAAAAGGGGUCAUCUACGAGUGGGAGGACUCAAUUGAGGAAUUAAGGGAGGAGGCCAUGCCGGGCCAGGGGCAGUAUUGCAUGGAAAGAAUGAAGAAAAGGCGGAUCAUAGAUGGAAAGGUAGUGUUUACACCAUUGAGGACCAUUCUGAUCACUUUUAAGGGAAGUGUGCUUCCCACGCGUCUGCUGAUUGGGCAAGGCCACGUGGGCAUCAAAAUAGAGCCUUAUGUCGAGCAGGUGAAGCAGUGUUACAGAUGCCUUAGAUACGGACACUAUCAGGCGCAGUGUAGGGAGGACGUAAAGAGGUGUGCCAUAUGCAGCGACAAGUACCAUGGACAAUGUGAAAAUAAACCGAGGUGUGUUAAUUGUGGAGGGGAUCAUGGGUCUUUGGCCAGACUUUCCUGGGUGUGGCAGAGAGAGGCGGCCAUUAGAAAAGUAAUGGCUUAUAAAAAUGUAGAAUUUGAGACGGCGAAAGGUAUAGUGGCGAGAUCAACAGGAGACCCGGAAUUAGACAGGACAGGAGGUAUAGAUGACUUUGCAGGCAGUAAUGGAGAUUUCCCUACCCUUGUAGUGAAGGAGAAAAGGGAAACUUGGGAGAAAAAAGAGGCACCUAUCCAGAGGGAGGUGGAAUUGAUAAAGAAAUUGAGGCAAGAGAGGUAUGGAGAUAGAAGUGGUUUGAGGAGGGGAGAAGGAGAAAGGAAGGCUACGUAUAGUGAGGUGAUGAGGGCGAAUGAAGAGAAUCGAGAAGGAGGAAAGCAGAAGGAGCCUGAGCAGGAGGAGGCUAGAGGGAAUGAUGAUAAAGGGGCGAGAAGAAAGGAAGGAGAGGGAUGGAAGCAAGUGAAAAGGGGAUACAAACCAGCAUGUAUCAAUGAGGAGGCGGAUUCUAUUCAAAUGGGAAAUAGAUACUUGUGCCUCGAAUGCAAGAAGAAGACGGAGGAGAUGAAAAGGGAGGGAAAAAUCCAAAUCUUGAAAAGGAUUCCGCGGGAUCGGUAUAUGGUGGGGGAAGAGCCUGAGGGGGAGUGCGAUUAUGAGAAACUAGAGUGGGCAUUGAAUAAGGACGAGAUGGAGAAGGAGAGGAGGAGGGUUCGAAGAGAGAAACAGAUGAAUAGGGAGUGGUUGGUGGAGCUAGAGAAAAGAAAGGAGGAUGAAAUUUUGGAGGAGAUUGAUCUAUUUUUGCAGCGGCGUCAAGAUAGGCCUCUUCAACUUCCGAAAAGAGAUCAUUCUGCACGUAGGUUGACUUUGAUGCCUCUCUGCACCGCAUCAACUGUCGAUGGCCAGAGAAGAAGGAAUCCCAAUACCGCUCCAGUAGGGCUUUCGUUUGAACCAGCACCGAGCGUGUGAUUUUUUCCUUCCCUAAUUUGCAUAAAUUCGUCCAAAACCGUUGGAUCCAACCGGCCAACUCCGUUUGCUCUCGUAGUAGAUCGUCGAAAAGCCACGAAGUCCAAGUCGUGAAGAUUGGCAGGAACCGGCGAUGAGUUGCAGUCUUCGAGCGAUUAUUUCAAGCACUCACGAAAAUUGUCACAAGAAUUGUUCGUGGAAAUCAUCCGGCUCGAAGGACCAAAUGUUGGGGCAAUAUCGCUCUUGACGAAAGUCGCGUAGAGUUGGAUAUUGUUCCCGAGGAAAUAAAAACGAUAGUUUUUUGCCGGACUUCCGACGGAACAAUAAACUUAUAUUUU